Molecule: messenger RNA, 3152 nt
Organism: Mercenaria mercenaria
Lineage: Eukaryota; Metazoa; Mollusca; Bivalvia; Venerida; Veneridae
Exons: 17
Coding region: 305-2503 (732 amino acids)
Source: RefSeq, a predicted model, not a curated record
AAUAUUCAUGUUAUUUUUAAGUAGCUGUUAGAUAUGCGGUCGAAAUACAUCCUAGAUGUAUCACUAGUUAUCACAGGAGCAUUUCAUUGUUUUAAGUGGCGUUGCAAUACAAUAGGCAGGGCCUUAUUCGUACAUUUUCUACUUUAAGAAGAGUACUAUAUAAACCAAGCCAAAAGCAAAAUGCCUGCUGAAAUCACUGGCAGAACUGCGUGUAUAUGUUUGCGUAGAAAUUCAGUACCGAAACUUUUACUUGAACUUUAGUGUUUAUAUUUUUGUUGAGUUGGUAUAAGUUUUUCAAAUUCCCAUGUCUGAUGUUAAGUACAAACAUAUUUUAUAUUGUUCACUUAUUUCAUACAGGGAUGCAAAAGAAGCUUUAGAGAGUUUACAGCAAAAAAGAGACGGAGAACUUCUGCGGGAGAUGACGACUGAUAGCCUACGCAAUCUGCGUGACGACGGUGAAAAUAUCAUAUCCUCAAACAUGGAAUGGCCUGGACAAAAGGCAGCUGAACAGGAACAGAAGAUUCUGGAGGAAGAAGGUCACAUUCCUUCAGACUUUAGCGAUGCUACUACAGAAGACGAUAUUGAUCUUUCAAAAUUAACCCCAGCACAGAGAAGACAAUAUCUUGCCGAGAAGGAGAGAAGACGGAAGGAAAGGGAAAAGAGAAGAAGGGAAAAAUAUGGCGAUAAAUAUGAUGAAAUUAUGAAAAAGAAAAAUGCAAAAAAGUAUGAAGAAUUAGCACAGAAAAUUGCCGGUCGAGACGCUGAAGAACAAAAAAGAAAAGAAGAACGUGAAAAAGAAAAGGAUCGUCUAGGAGUAAGAAGAAGAUCUAGCAAUGCCUCCAGUAUUAGCAGACCAGGUGGAAGGCCAAGGUCUAUGGUAACAUACGACAAAGGUCCUCCGAGAGAUCUGGGGCAUGAUUCUAAGAGAGAUAACAGAGAAAUUGGCUUAGCCCACGACGAUUGGGCACCAAGAGAUCGUCGUCCAAGAAAAGGCAGUGAUGCGAGUGAGAGUAGUGACGCGCCACCAAAACUGCACAGGGAAACCACAAUGUUGAAGCCACUACCUACCAUUACACAAGGCAAAAUCUAUGAAGAUGAUAAAAACAGCACCCUCACAAGCCGAACUUCUAAAUCGUAUAAGCGCAUGACGGACGACGAAGAGGAUCGAGUCUCUGAUAAAGUCGAAAAAUCUAACAAAGAGGAGACAGACGGAGAAAAUGAAGCAAGAAGACUGUUUGAAGUCGGUCCAGACGGGAAAAUACGAUUAAAGGGCAAGAAAAUCGACUUGAGUAAGUUAAGCUUAGACGACCUGAGAGCCCUAGGGAUAGAUCCAAACCUUUCAGCAAAGGAAAUAGCAAAACAGCUAAAGAAAUUAUUUGGAGAUGAUAUACAAGUAAGUCAAGGAGACGUUGUUAUCGGAACGAAAGGAAUAGGUGAUUACAGCAGGGAAGUUAGUGAUAACACACUUGCCAGAGAUCCGAACUUGGAUGUCGAUUCAUUGACAGGGGUUCGUCGUGUAAAUGUGAUUAUGCGACGUGGUGGUGCAGCAUUGCAACAACAUUUAGAAAAAGUUAUCAGUUUAAGCAGACUUGUGGACAAAUACGCCAAAGAUCUCGACGAAAGAGAUGCUGAUAUAGACUUUUUGUCCCAUUAUCGUCUUGUGGAAAAGUCCAAACUCGACACAUAUGCAAGAGCGUUCGUUGUCGAAGACAGUGAUCUUGAUACUGUUUUAAAAUGUAAUGAAGCUAAAGUUGCACUUGACGGUGUACCAUCCAUACAGCAUAUUACAAACAAGCAGAUGGAGUAUGUCUUGAAAGUUCUAAAAAUUGACGAAGCCACACUUGUAACAUUUAGGAUGUUUGCUGUGGUGACAGCUCUUUGUGAAAGGGUUACACACAUGGACUCUCUGAGUCAAAGGCUGUUGGAAAUCUGCAACUUGGCUGACAUAGAGCGCAAAUUAGAUCUUUAUAAAGCUAUGUUUUAUACAAAUACGGAAUCAGACAGGGACUCCAACUUUAUCACCUCGGAAUCGCUGAAGAUCGAGCUGAUUGCGGGUGGUCUGAACUGGAAACAACAACAAUACAUCAUGGAAAAAAUGGAACCAAAUGAUUUCGGUGAUAUAUCAUUUCUCGACUAUAUGUGCUACAUACCGCUGUUCCUAUCAAUGCACGAUAACAUUUGCUAUAAUCCACUGGACAUGAGUAAUGAGAAAUACACUCAGCCGCCGCGCGAACGUCCGCCAUCAGUACAGAGAGAUAUGAAUCCCCUUGGUAACAAACUUACAAAGCAGUCGGCAUACCAGGUGCGAAAACGAGCUAUGGAAAUGAUGCAAGCGACUAACUCUAACGCUGUACAGGUUUCGAAAAGCUACAUGGACAUUCUGAACAAGUAUAAAACUGAACGAUAUACUAGACUGAAGAAGUUUGAAGACCAGAGAUUCACAAGUAUGAAACUGAAGGAGAAGAGUUCCUCGCUUGAUAGUAAAUCAGACAUGAUAUACUGAUUCUUUGUGUGCAUACAUAGCUAUGAUUGUACUCACGUUAACAUAAGUUUCUACAUUAAAAGAGUUUCCUCUCUUUAUCAGCGUGUCGCCAUUUGCAAAAUCCAUGAGAUGAUGUUUAUUCUUGAUUUCGAGUAUUUUUUCCUGGUGAAUAUUGAUGACAAAUGGCAAGAUGUUUGAGCUUUUCGUCAACUAUGACACAGAACUAUGACACAGAAGCUGGAUGCACGACAAACACAUACUGUUAUUGACAUAAUGAUAUUUAGGGAAGUUUCCAGCUAUAUCUAUAUAAAUUUAGCUUUCGGCCCGGAGAAAGGCAGGAACAUUUGCUGACUCAUAAGCGGGUGGUUCCCUUGUUUUAUUUCUACCAUAUGACAAAAAGGUCUGAAAGUCAACAGAUGUGAUUGUAAGAUAGAAUCGAAAAUCACUUCAUGUUUGUGUGUUCGUUUGGUGUUUGUAUAAACAAAUGCACAACUCUUUUUAUGAAUUUGUGUUUGAUGAAAUGAUAUGUUUCAUCUGUAAAUAUUUAAGAAAUUUGUUCAACAAAAACAAAUAAUAACAAGUUCAAUGGUACCUUUUCCACCAAAUAAAUUUGUUUUGCUUAUUUUGACAUUUUCCCUGUCACAUUCGUUGUCAUAAUAAAAUUUAUUAU